AUGACUAUGUUUCUCCCUGUGGGGAGGAUUUCUCUGGGCAUUUUGAUACUUUUCCUGACAGGAGGAAACCUUGUAUCAGCCUCAGAAGAGAGACAAGAACCCAUGCUUGCAGUCUCUGUCCUCUCACCUGAGAAGUCAACAGAUCUUUCCCUGCCUACCAGGAAGAGACAGCUUUUGGAUGCCACGGAGACUGGGAGGAGAUGGCUGCUUAGAAGGCGGCGAUCUAUUCUGUUCCCAAAUGGAGUAAAAAUUUGCCCCAGUGAAACUGUUGCAGAGGCUGUGGCAAGUCAUGUGAAGUAUUUUAAAGCCCGAGUGUGCCAGGAAGCCAUCUGGGAAGCCUUCAGGACGUUUUGGGAUCGACUUCCUGGGCGUGACGAAUAUCGUCACUGGAUGAAUUUAUGUGAGGAUGGAGUCACAAGUGUAUUUGAAAUGGGCGCCCACUUUAGUCAGUCUAUGGAACACAGAAACGUAAUCAUGAAGAAACUGAAUUACACAAGGGAAACUGAGAGCAGCUCCUGCAAGGAUCAGUCCUGUGGGCCUGAGUUGUCCUUUCCAGUUCCUAUUGGCGAGACCUCAACACUGACAGGUCCUGUCUUCAGUGCUUCAUAUCCAGGCUUGGCUUCAGAGAGCAGUGCAGCGUCACCUCAGGAAAGUAUCAGCAAUGAAAUUGAGAAUGUGACAGAGGAGCCCACACAACCAGCUGCUGAACAGAUUGCAGAAUUCAGCAUCCAACUUCUGGGGAAGCGAUACAGUGAAGAACUGCAGGAUCCCUCCAGCGCCCUCUACCGGCUCCUUGUGGAAGAGUUUAUUUCAGAGGUUGAAAAAGCAUUCACAGGGUUACCCGGCUACAAGGACAUCCGUGUUCUGGAAUUCAGGGCCCCGGAGGAAAAUGACAGUGGGAUAGAUGUUCACUAUGCAGUUACCUUCAAUGGCGAAGCCAUCAGCAAUACCACCUGGGACCUCAUAAGCCUUCACUCCAACAAGGUAGAAAACCAUGGCCUUGUAGAGAUGGAUGAUAAACCCACGGCUGUCUAUACAAUUAGUAACUUCAGAGAUUAUAUCGCUGAGACGCUGCACCAGAACCUUUUGAUGGGAAAUUCCUCUUUGAAUCCCGAUCCCAAGUCUCUCCAGCUCAUCAAUGUGAGAGGAGUUUUGCUCCCCCAAACAGAAGACAUAGUUUGGAACACCCAAAGUUCAAGUCUUCAGGUGACAACAUCCUCUAUUUUGGAUAAUACCCUUCAAGCUGAAUGGCUCUCAGCAGAUGAAUCCUCCUCCACCACCACCAACACUACCACUACCACCACCACCACCACCACCAUUUCACCAUUUGGUUUCAGCUCCGGUUCUCCCUCAGCCACUGGCAGGGAACUCCAGUCAGAAAGUGCUUUGGGUGAUGUAGUGUCUACAUCCAAGUUAGCUUCUCCCACGAAGGUGGUCCUCAGUUCUCUCCCAGAGAUUUUAGGGGGUGGCAGCUUGACUCUUCAUUCUGUUACCCCAGCAGUGCUUCAGACUGACCUGCCUGUGGCUCCUGAGGGAAGGACUUCUGGAUCUUCCAUAUUAGAAGAUGGGUUAGCCAGCACUGAAGAAUUAGAAGAUACUUCUAUUGAUGGAUUGCCUUCAAGCCCAUUAAUUCAACCUGUGCCAAAAGAAACAGUACCAACUAUGGAAGACUCUGACAUGACUCUCUUGCCCACACCACCUCUGACCUCUUCUGCUAUAGAAGACCUUACUAAAGGCAUAGCGACACCUUCUGGCUUGGAGUCCUUGGCUUCCAAUGUCUCAGACCAGUUGGAAGUGAUCCCAUGGUUUCCAGACACCUCUGUGGAAAAAGACUUCAUUUUUGAAAGUGGCUUGGGUUCCGGGUCUGGGAAAGAUGAGGAUGUGAUUGAUUGGCCAUGGAGUGAGACUUCAUUAGAGAAGACCACUAAACCACUGUCAAAGUCAUGGUCUGAAGAGCAGGAUGCACUAUUACCAACUGAGGGUAGAGAAAAAUUACAUAUAGAUGGCAGAGUAGAUUCCACAGAACACAUUAUUGAACCAUCAGGACAUAGAUAUGGAGAUAGGCCCAUACAUUUUAUAGAGGAAGAAUCCCAUGUUAGAUCUACUAUACCCAUCUUUGUAGAGUCCGCAACUCUACCUACAUCUCUAAUCUUUUCAAAACACACUUCAGAUGUACCAGACUCACUUACCAAACCACCCUUCUUACCGGUAACUAUAGCAACCCCUGCUCCCACCAAGAAAACAGAUGAGGUAUUCAAGGAAGAUAUGGUACAUACAGAAUCAUCCAGUCACAAAGAACUUGGCAGUGAGGUUCCAGUGUCAAGGCCAGAUAUGCAGCCUGUGUGGACCAUGUUGCCAGAAUCAGAUACAGUUUGGACAAGAACUUCUUCCUUAGGGAAAUUGCCCAGAGACACAUUGGCAAGUACACCAGAGAGCACUGACAGACUCUGGUUGAAAGCUUCCAUGACACAGUCCACUGAAUUGCCUUCAACCACCCACUCCACCCAUCUAGAGGAGGAAGUAAUAAUGGCGGUCCAGGAUAUUUCAUUAGAACUAGAUCAGGUAGGCACAGAUUACUAUCAGCCUGAGCUAACUGAAGAACAAAAUGGCAAGGCUGACAGCUAUGUGGAAAUGUCUACCAGUGUUCACUACACAGAGAUGCCUAUUGUGGCUCUGCCCACAGAAGGAGGUGUCUUGAGUCACACCCAGACUGCAGGAGCAUUGGUGGUUUUCUUCAGCCUCCGCGUGACAAACAUGCUGUUUUCAGAAGACUUGUUUAACAAAAACUCGUUGGAAUAUAAAGCCCUGGAACAAAGAUUCUUAGAACUGCUGGUUCCCUAUCUCCAGUCAAAUCUGUCAGGGUUCCAGAACUUAGAAAUCCUGAACUUCAGAAAUGGCAGCAUUGUGGUGAACAGCCGAGUGAAGUUCGCCGAGUCUGUCCCUCCUAAUGUCAACAACGCCAUGUAUAUGAUUCUGGAAGACUUUUGUACCACUGCCUACCAAACCAUGAACUUGGAUAUCGAUAAGUACUCCCUGGAUGUGGAAUCAGGUGAUGAUGCCAACCCUUGCAAGUUUCAGGCCUGUAAUGAAUUUUCUGAGUGUUUGGUAAAUCCAUGGAGUGGAGAAGCAAAGUGCAAAUGCUACCCUGGGUACCUGAGUGUGGAUGAACUGCCUUGUCAAAGUCUCUGUGAUCUACAGCCUGACUUCUGCUUGAACGAUGGAAAGUGUGACAUUAUGCCUGGGCAUGGAGCCAUUUGUAGAUGCCGGGUUGGUUCAAACUGGUGGUAUCGAGGCCAACACUGUGAGGAGUUUGUGUCUGAGCCCUUUGUCAUAGGCAUCACUAUAGCCUCUGUGGUUAGCUUUCUCCUUGUUGCUUCUGCUGUCGUCUUCUUCCUUGUGAAGAUGCUUCAAGCUCAGAAUGUCAGGAGAGAAAGGCAGAGGCCCACCAGCUCCAGCAGGCACCCUGACAGCCUGUCAUCUGUUGAGAAUGCUAUGAAGUAUAACCCUGCAUAUGAGAGCCAUUUGGCUGGAUGUGAACUGUAUAAGAAACCCUACAGCCAACACCCCUUCUAUAGCUCUGCUAGUGAAGAGGUGAUUGGUGGUCUGAGCAGAGAAGAAAUCAGACAGAUGUAUGAAAGUAGCGACCUUUCCAAAGAGGAAAUUCAAGAGAGAAUGAGGAUUUUGGAACUCUAUGCUAAUGAUCCUGAGUUUGCAGCUUUUGUGAGAGAGCAUCAAAUGGAGGAGCUUUAACUUAAAUGCCUGAUUCUUGACACCAAUCAGAAGCUUGGAGGAGAUGGAGAAGGCUUGUUCUCUCUGCUGUUUAACUAAUCCAGAAGAAGAGUUUGCAUUGAAGAAUAAAUAAGGAAACAUGGGACGCACUUCUCAUUCCAACACUGCAGCUUAAGUUUUUGGAAUGGAGCAAAAAAAAAAAAAGUGAUGAAUUUUAUUUCUACAUUAAGAGAUGUGUCAAAAGAAAUUUAAAGUGGUGUGAACUCUGAUUUUGUAACAUAUUCUAAAAGCAAACAAAUAAAACAGAACCAAACCAAAAACUUAAAGCCAGACCUUGGAGUUGGGGCUGCAGUGCCUCUGACUCUGACUUUUUGAGAGCAUCUCUAAGAACUAUGGCCCAGGCUUUCUAGUAAGAACAUAAAGUGAGACUAAUGAGUAAAGCUUGGAAGGCGACUGUUUUGUGACAUACUUGUUAAAGUCAAAUGAGAUAGAGGAAGCUUUGAAGUAAUUUUAAUAUAGUUUAAACUCAAAUACUCAUCUAAAUAAAAAUUAGGCUUUUGGAACAGAUUGCUGAGUUAGGCAAUCUUUAGGUGCAGUAUAUCUUGUUUAUGUUUGAUGCUUGCUUCUAUCUGUUCUUGAGCUUCUUGAGCCCAUAGAUCAAGACUACAAUGCUCUUAAAUUAGUUAUGUCAAUAUUUGCCACAGCUUGGUCAUCAAUUUGGCACCCUUAAGAGGAAGCAAAUUGAGGAAUUAUUUUUAUCAGCUUGGCUUGUGGACAUACCAGUGGGCCAUUUUCUUCAUUAUUAAUUGAUGUAGAAAGGCCCAGCUCACUAUGGGUGGUACUAUCCUUAGGCAGGGGUUUGGGGAGUUAAGUUGCAUAAGAAAGGUAAAGCCAGCUACAAGAAGCCAGCCAAUAAGCACUUUCCUUUGUGGUUUCUUCUUCAAACUCCUGUCUUGGCUUCUCUUUAUGGUAGACUAUAACCUAUAAGCCAAAUAAACUCUUUCCUUCUGUCCUAGUUAGGGUUUCCAUUGUUGUGAAGAGACACCAUGACCAAGGCAACUCUUUUAAGGACAACAUUUAAUCGAGGCUGGCUUAUAGAUUGAGGUUCAGUCCAUUAUCAUCAAAGCUGGAAGCAUGGCAGCAUCCAGGCAGUCAAGGCACUGGAGGAGCUGAGAGUUCUUCAUCUUCAUCCAAAGGGAAGCCAGGAGCAGAUUAGCUUUCAGGCAGCUAGGAUGAGGGUCUUAAAACACAUGCCCACAGUGACACACCUACUCUAACAAGGCCACACCUACUCCAACGAGGCCAUACUUUCAAAUAGUGCCACUCCCUGGGCAGAACAUAUUUAAACCACCAUACCUUCUCAAAGGUGCUUUUGAUUAAUGACAACAAAGAAAGCAAAUGAUUAUGAUGUCCUAUUCCUUAAGCUUUCAGGAAUAGUACCCAUGUGUGAGGUUUUCAUGGUUUCUAUUUUUCUUAUGCAAAAGUAAUCAUGGGGCUGUAAAGGUCUGAGUGUUAGGCAAAUACCAGGACAGACACUCUGGUUUUUAGAUGAGCUGACAGGCAAAGUUAUUACUUAGAUAUGUUCCCUGACUGCUUCUGAGGUAGGACAGUGUAGUGGGCAAUUCUAGGACCUUCUGUAGCUCCUGGCGUAGGAAUUUUGAAAACAGCACAUACCUACCUCACAUAAUGUCAGUGAUAUCAUUUGUUGCUUCUUUGUCUAAAGCUUGUUGUCUAGGUGAAAUCCCACCUACCAUAACAGGACAAAGCAAGAUAUUUUUAAAAUUGUGUAGGUUGGAAAAAUCUAUACUUUAUAAAUAGAAGUUAAAAAUGGAAGUUUUUCUCUUUUUACCUAUGGUGAUUUUGGAUGGAUAAUUUGGGUGAUAGGCUGUAAAGGCGAAUUAAUCAUGAUGAUUAAUUUAAAGAUACAUAGGCACUAGAUGAUUGUUAAUUCAAGCUAUUUCUGAGGACACAUUCAUGUUUGCAACAAAUCUCUCUAAGUUCAUUAGUUAUUUCAGACCAGGUAUAAAAUGGCUGCAGGAUAAAAUACCUGGUUCAUUUAUAUUUCUUAAAUCAGGGACUGUAAGUUUAAUAGUUAUGAGGUCAGCAAAAACUGGAGUUGGAAGAAUAGACAACUUACUUAGAAGAAAACAGUGAUUUAGGAGACUAACUUAUAUUUAUUAAAUUGGGAGGUUUUAGCCAAGAAAAAUGUGGGUCAGUUUCCCCCCACCCUCUCAAAUGUUUCCAAUGAUUCCAAGUAGAGAUAGGUGGGGCCAGCCUUCAUUAGUAACCCAGCUGCAGUGAAUCAGGCUUCUCAAUCAUUCUAUUCCCUAGUGUGUGAUCAAUGAAGAAAAAUGAUGUAAAGGUUACAGUCCUUAAACUGAGAGCAUUGUGUACGCAAAGUACCCUGCCCAGAGGUGGGGAGAUGGGAGGAUAUUAUAACAUAGUUGGUGAUGUAAAAAAA
This is a messenger RNA of Mus caroli (Ryukyu mouse), 6190 nucleotides long. The record is from RefSeq and is a predicted model, not a curated record. Lineage: Eukaryota; Metazoa; Chordata; Mammalia; Rodentia; Muridae.